Messenger RNA from Betta splendens (Siamese fighting fish), 2527 nucleotides. It is a transcript of the gene slc25a1a, whose product is annotated as solute carrier family 25 member 1a. Gene Ontology annotation, biological process: mitochondrial citrate transmembrane transport. The record is from RefSeq and is a predicted model, not a curated record. NCBI's taxonomy places the organism in Eukaryota, Metazoa, Chordata, Actinopteri, Anabantiformes, Osphronemidae. Bases 136 to 1377 code for a protein of 413 amino acids. The transcript is spliced from 8 exons.
GCGCGUGGAGCCAAUAGCCUGCGCAUCACCUGACUCCCUCCGCCGCCACGUUGGCCCCGCCCCCCUGUUUUGCUGCCGCCCGACGUCCCGCCGCUGCGCCGGGAGCCCUCGUCGAACCGGAACCGACGACGGAACAUGUCCUCGCUGUUGAAGCCCUUUUCGGUGUGCGCGGGCCCGUGCGAGAGCGGCGGCGCGAGGAGGGGAUGCUCGACGCCGGCUGCCGCCCCGCGGGCUCCGUCGGCCCGUCUCGCCGCCGCCGCCGCGGGGCUGAGCUCCCUGCCGCUCCACCAGCGCUCGUGCGCGGCGAGGAGGAACCUGGCGGCUGCUGCGGUCGGAGGCAGGAAAAUCACGCACCCCGGAAAAGCCAUCCUCGCAGGCGGCAUUGCAGGAGGGAUCGAGAUCUGUAUCACCUUCCCCACGGAGUACGUGAAGACGCAGCUGCAGCUCGACGAGCGCGCCAACCCGCCGCGCUACAGAGGCAUCGGCGACUGCGUGAAGUUGACCGUGCAGGAUCACGGGCUCAGAGGGUUGUAUCGCGGCCUCAGCUCCCUGCUUUACGGAUCGAUACCCAAGUCUGCCAUGAGGUUCGGCACAUUCGAGAUGCUCAGCAACCCGAUGCGAGACGCCACGGGUCGUCUGGACAACACCCGCAGCCUCCUGUGCGGUCUGGGAGCAGGCAUAGCUGAGGCUGUGGUGGUCGUGUGCCCCAUGGAGACGCUCAAGGUGAAGCUGAUCCAUGACCAGUGUUCGCUCCGACCGCGCUACAGAGGCUUCUUUCACGGAGUCAGCGAGAUUAUCAGAGAACAGGGUACGACACCAGAACGCGCCGGCGCGACCCGAUCCGCCGCCGUCGUCGGGCGGCGCUUCACCCGUAAUCUCUCCUCCCGCAGGUGUGAGGGGAACGUAUCAAGGCCUGACGGCGACGGUGCUGAAGCAGGGAACCAAUCAGGCCAUUCGCUUCUAUGUGAUGAACGCGCUGCGCAACUGGUACAAAGGCGACGACCCCAGACGGGAAAUGCACCCCAUCGUCACCGCCACGUUCGGAGCGGCGGCCGGAGCCGCCAGCGUUUUCGGCAACACGCCUCUGGACGUGGUGAAAACCCGGAUGCAGGGUUUGGAAGCCCACCGCUACAAACACACAGUGGACUGUGCCUUCCAGAUCCUGAAGCACGAAGGACCGCAGGCGUUCUACAAAGGGACGGUUCCCAGGCUUGGCCGCGUGUGCCUGGAUGUGGCCAUAGUCUUUGUCAUCUACGAGGAGGUGGUGAAGCUCCUCAACAACGUGUGGCACACGCAGUAGACGGGCCGCACCGUGCCUCACGCUGUACAACCCAACACCUCCGUUCCACCUCAUCCGUCGUGGCCCCGGCCAGAUGAAACGUCUUCCUCGCCGCAACCAAGUCCAUCGCGUUCGCUUGGGCUCAGUUUUCUUAGCCAGUAGUCAGAUUCGGAAUCAGGGGGGAUCCUUUUCUUUAUUUUAUUUUUGAGGGCCAGGAAAAGUCACAGUGACAUGAAGUAGAUCAUGCCUUAUUCUGUGCAAUUGUCCAAACGAUAAGUAUUAUUUCCAGAAAUGUGCAAAUAUUAACCAAAGGUCGGAAAUGGAGAAAAAGCCUUGCCUUGGUUAAAGGGACAUUACGUGUACUGUAUGUAAUGUUUCCAUUUUCUAUGACUGUUACUGUUUAAGCUUUGUACGAUCGUUACUGUCAUUUAGCUGACGGGACCCAACUGCUACUACAUGCAAGUGAUCUGGCUGCAGUACUUGUUAAAUGUGUAAUACUUCAGCACAUCCUGGUGUUCGUGCUUAUUUGACUGUGCUUAUGGCGUCAGGACACUAAAGUGUUCACAAUCUUUGCUCUCUGUGUAUUAGUUACGUUUACUGUGCAUUGUGACAUCAGGCCUGGUAUUUUAAAACUGAACAUAAUCUACACAUGCAACGAUUUUUAGAAGGAUUGAUUUUUUUAAGUGAUUUUACAUUCAUCACCAGAUAAACGACUUAAGGCCUUAGGUGGAACUCCUGUUAUUUCUAUAUGUUUGCAUUUUAGGCUGCACAUUUUUGUUAUAGUAUUUAAGUACGUCCAAGUUGUUUACUCAUUUUCCUUGCCUAACAUUGUUUACACAUGUUGAACAGCUUUGAUCGGCCUAGAUGCACCACACAGCCUAGCACAGUUGCCAAAGUUCAGCCCAGUAGAAUCUCCAGUUAGCAGAGUUCUAUCAAAAGGCAACAGACUAGUGUUUCAUGUGUGUCACCACUGUUUUUGAUUAACUGAGCACAUUUUUACUAUCUUUGUGGUCAUCCUUUGCUACUUUGCACGAAACUGUGCUUUCAUAUUUCAGAGGCUCAUGUUGAGCUACAGGUAUUUUAUUUGUGCUGCUGUAAAACAAAGAUGCGAGAGUAACAUCAGAAGAGAAAGGCUGCGGUGUAAUGUACAGGAUCUGAUAUGGGAAAAGCAUAAAUAGACCUGCUUUCUAUAAGCUUGAUAUGGAUAAACUAAUAAACCUGAAAUGUGGGAGUACACAUCGUGCUAAA